AUGGCCGGCCACGCGAUGGAGAUCCCGGAGAUUAUCCAAUCUGCGAGCAUCAAUAAGAAUCCCGAUCCUGCUCAUGACAUCAACCCAGCUACCGCAGCUUCAGAGAAGCAGCCCGUUGAAGUUGGCCCAGACUCCGAUGUUGACAGUAUCGCCUCCGAUAUCGUUGAUCCAAACCGAGUGAUUCGACCAGUCCGUCGUCGUCAGACUCUUCCUCCUCUCCCGGAUCUGCGUUUCGAGCAGAGCUAUCUGGCUAGCUUGAAGGAUGCCGACACCUGGGGACGGGUGGCGUGGAUCACCACCAGGGAUCAAGUCCUUCUCCCUCUAAUCCAAGGAACCGUCUGGACUCUCGCCCUUUCAGGCUGGCGCUUCUGGAACCGCAAUGCAUCACUUAGUGGCCACACCCUCGGCAGCCGAAUCCGCAGAUGGUGGUACGAAGUAAACAACUGGCAUCUACCGCAUAUGGGCACGGCCAGAAAUGAUCGACUGGCGUCAGAUGUUGAAAAUGAGUUUUUGCAGUUCUACACGGCUCAGUUCUCUAACGCGAGUUCUGACUGA
Penicillium antarcticum is the source of this 555-nucleotide messenger RNA. RefSeq names its product DUF1770 domain-containing protein. Gene Ontology annotation, molecular function: mitochondrion autophagosome adaptor activity. Bases 1 to 555 code for a protein of 184 amino acids. The transcript is spliced from 3 exons. NCBI's taxonomy places the organism in Eukaryota, Fungi, Ascomycota, Eurotiomycetes, Eurotiales, Aspergillaceae. The record is from RefSeq and is a predicted model, not a curated record. Gene Ontology annotation, biological process: mitophagy.